AUGAAGACCUCGACCCUCUUUCUGGCGUUGACUGGAUCGGCUCUGGGAGCUCCUCCGGUUGCUGUCAAAUCCGAUAGCCUGGACAGCCGACAACUCGGAGAUAUCGGGUGGAACAUUUACAUGGGCAGCUGGCAUGGUGAGGGCGUUUGCGCUGGUGUACCAGCUACUUGCGAUUAUAAAAACACCUGGGUACUCGGUAACAACGUGGAUGACAUCUGUAGUCGGGCGGGAACUGGCUCACCAUUUCCUUAUCCUGCUGAUGAUGUGGUCUACUGCGACAUUGAAUUUGGCGAUCGCGGGUUUUGCGACGACCACAUAUUUAAAAUUGUCAAGGGCAAGGAUGGUGAUUGCUCUCCUAACGGCAGUAACCCCGACAAGCGAUACGGUGUUCUCGUUGACGUGACCAACAAUAAUGAGGAAGUCGACCGGGCAACUGCAACUCUCGCGCUUGGUGACGGGGACGAGAUAUGUGAGUGGUACCGCCGCCCUGUCAUCGGCGGGGAUGCGUACCCCCGCCUUCAAGGAGGCAGGGGCGUCCUGGAGUCUGGGCUAUGCGGAGACCAGUUACGCGACGAUGCGGACUUCUGCGCGCUCUGUCAGACCAUUGAAGACUCGGUGAUUUUUACCCAGAGAUACACAGUUGGGCAUGAUCCUACUCAGAUUCCGCCGGGCAAUCAUUUGUAUCUGGAGCCUGUCAAAUCCGAUAAUGAUAUGGUUGGAUUCCUUGUGAGAGUCGUCGAAGACGAGAACACGCGCGAGACCGAUUCUGAGACAAGUUCUUCCGACGCCUCCGAGGGAGGUUUCAAGAGCAAUCCAACGUGGAAAGGAUUUCUAGAAGUCGAAGUCUGGGAGACUGAGGCUGUCCGAACGUUUGAUAAUUCAUCAUCGUUUGAUGCGAUCAAGGGACGCGAAGCUGUUAACACCCCGGUUUCUAGCUUUCGAAAGGCUGUACCUUGGCGGGACAUGACACAGAUGCUUCAUUCGUGGUUACGAGACUGCGACUCCAUCCACGGUGUUUGCCGAGACCACAAGAACUCACAUCGAAGCUCAAUGGAUGUCGACACGUCAGCGUCUCCGACCAGGCUUUUAGAAAUCCAGCAAGUCAACGGGCGGUUUCACGUCCGUCUUGUUGCAGGCACCGGAAACAGAACAAGAUACACUGCACUGAGCCAUCGAUGGGGAGAUUACAGAGCCAGCCGGACCACCACAACCAACAUUGAACAAUACCGGAAUGGCAUCAAGCUUGAUUCCCUACCGCUCACGCUCCGACAAGCUGUACAGAUCACACACGCAGCGGGAGUGCGUCAUCUCUGGGUUGAUUGCCUGUGUAUCAUUCAGAAUGAUGACAAUGACUGGGCACAAGAGGCGCCCAAGAUGGGCAGCAUAUAUGCCAGUGCAUAUUUCACAAUUGCUGCAUCUGCGUUUGAGGACGCGGGGUGCUUUCCACUCAAGUUUUCAGAAGACCACCGCGUCACGAUAGACGUUCAUCCCGGGUUUGAGCUGAAGAUCUCUCCCCGGAGCUCUGACUUUAACACAUGGGGGAUCGAGCACGAGCCUCUUCAGAAGCGAGGGUGGACUCUCCAGGAAAGGUUGCUAUCUCAGCGCAUCCUUUACUGUUCGCGGUAUGAAUACUACUGGGUGUGUAGAGAGCAGCGCCUCCGCGCAUGGGGCGACCCAGGCGAUUGGUUCGAGUAUGGGUCGGUCAUGCCAGCAAUCGAGAAGCAUGGCUCACCCCUGCUGCUAUCCUACUCCCCGCAAAGUCGAAAAGCCGCCUUAAUCCAGUGGUAUAUGUUGCUAUUCGACUACUCAAAUCGUCAGCUGACGCUAGAGAAAGACAAACUUAUCGCCAUCAAUGGCCUGGUCGACAUCUUUCAGCGCUGGAUCGGGUCGAGGUACCUGCAUGGGCUUUGGGAAUGCGACCUCGCGUGCGGCCUGGUCUGGUACCCGGGCAGUCACUGGUCCAACAGCUUUUCAGACUCCUCGGACUCGGAACUUGAAAUCAAGACGUUCGGGCCCGACAAGUCCCGGUUCUGGCGCAUAUGUCCUACAAGGGCCCCUUCUUGGUCUUGGGCGAGUGCGGACGGCUUCCAGGAGCAUUUCGGGGCCGAGCUCAACUGGCUGGCUGACGCUCUGGGGAAGCCACUGAGCGAAUUAACCUACGUGAAGGCCACGAUCGCGAGCGACGACGAGCACAGAUCUUACCUGGGUGGUGAAUUAUCCGCAGAACCUCAGGUACUCAAGAUCAGUGGGCGGUUGAGCAAAGCCUUCUACGGCUAUGAAGAUGCAGAAGAGCAAGACAGCCGCGUCUGGCAGCUAGACCGAGAAGGUGGUCCCAAAGUCUUCGACUUUAUUGCCGACGAUCCUAAUUUCGAUUCUGACGAGCAUAUUGCAGAUGCAGAGAGCUCUAGACUGUAUAUCUUGCCCAUUAGUGCUCACAUGGGGCUGGUCAUCACGCCGGCGAGUGAGGUUAACGUGCCGCUCUAUCGGAGAGUCGGCAUAUCCAAUUUCAUGAUUCCACUUCUUGAACAGCUUACUAGAGACAAGGGCGAGGGUUCAACAGCUAGAACCUCUGGUGAUGGCACAGAAUAUGCCACUGUACAGACGAACGACAGGAUCAUCGAGGCACUGGGCUCCGCAAACAAGACUGAUAUAGGGGCUCUUGACGAGGACGCCGAUGCUGCAUUGUAUACUGAGGGUGAAUCAAGCAGUAAGAAGAUUUUAACCAAGACUGAAGGCACAGCAGACUCCCGGGGACGUAGCUAUUUGUAUUGGGAAAAGUUUGCAGAUGAGUGCCAGUGGCUCGGGGAGACGGGGGCCAGUGAAACUAUCUUCCUGUGCUGA
Molecule: messenger RNA, 2841 nt
Organism: Diaporthe amygdali
Lineage: Eukaryota; Fungi; Ascomycota; Sordariomycetes; Diaporthales; Diaporthaceae
Exons: 7
Coding region: 1-2841 (946 amino acids)
Source: RefSeq, a predicted model, not a curated record